Molecule: messenger RNA, 729 nt
Organism: Cannabis sativa
Lineage: Eukaryota; Viridiplantae; Streptophyta; Magnoliopsida; Rosales; Cannabaceae
Exons: 1
Coding region: 1-729 (242 amino acids)
Source: RefSeq, a predicted model, not a curated record
AUGAUGAGGCUAAAACACAAUCUAAAUAGAUUCAAUAAAGAGACUGUUGGUGAUAUUGGAAAGUCUUAUUCUUUGGCAAAGGAGACAUACCAUGAGGCUUUAUUUGAUGAUCAAGCCAAUCAUGGGAAUUUUUCUUUUCAAGAAGCUGAGAAAAAGGCAGCUGAGGCAUAUGAAACUCAAGGUAAAAUGUAUCAUAGCUUCCUUAGACAUCGUAGUAAAAUCACUUGGCUAAGGAAAUGUGAUGAUAAUAAUGCCUAUUUUUAUGCUUUUCUUAAGAAAAGGAAGAUAAAUAAUAGAAUUGUUUCCUUUGUUAAUAAGGAAGGAAAGCAAAUGGAUUGUUUCCCUGAGGUGGUGGACCAUUUUUUUAAAGCAUUUAAAAGGUUUAUGGGGAGUUUGAGUAUUGCCCAGUCUUUGCUUAAUCGAGAGUGUAUGGACAGGGGGAGAAAGCUUUCUUUAGACCAGCAAGUUGGGCUUUUAAAGCCCUUUACCAGAAAAGAAAUAAAGAAAGCUUUUUUCAGCAUCCUCAAUACUAAGUCUCCAGGUCCUGAUGGCUAUGGUUCAGGUUUCUACAGGGAGUUAUGGCCAGAAAUUGGAGGGGAAAUAUGCACAGACGUGUUGCAAUUCUUUAAGAAUGGUAAGUCUCCUGCUGGUCUUCAUGAAACUAAAAUUUUAUUAGUGCCAAAAAUAGACUGUCCUUCUCGUGUGAUAGACUAUCGUCCAAUUGCCUAA